Onychostruthus taczanowskii (white-rumped snowfinch) is the source of this 1992-nucleotide messenger RNA. Its product is annotated as basic proline-rich protein-like. The transcript has 3 exons. NCBI's taxonomy places the organism in Eukaryota, Metazoa, Chordata, Aves, Passeriformes, Passeridae. Bases 1 to 1992 code for a protein of 663 amino acids. The record is from RefSeq and is a predicted model, not a curated record.
AUGGCACCAGCCCGCGUUGCAGCGCGGUGGCACAGCCAGCCUCAGCCGGCGCUGGCCAGAGGCUCCUGCCAGACGUGGGCUCCGAGCAGGGCAGAAACGCCGCGUCAGCGCCGGGGGGGCACCGGCAGCACCCCGGGGACCCCCGCCCAGCCUCGCCGCAGCCCCGGCUCGGCCGGCUCGCCAGGCGGUGGCUCCGCUCGCCGGCACACAAAGCGGCGCGGCCGCUCGGGGGGCUCGCAGCCCCCCCAGCCCCGCCGGCUGCCGCGGCGGCCCCCGGCCGCGAGGACAGCUGUGACCCCGGCAGGACAAAGGGACCCCGGCCCCGGCGGGGCUGCCGGGGGCACCUGUUGGGGUCGGGGCGGCCGCCGGGCCCGGCCUUUGUGCCGGGGCUGCCGCAUUGUGCGGCGCGCCGGGGCCGGGGGGCCCUCGCCGCCCCCCGCUUUUGUCUGCGCCGGCGAGACCCCGACACCCACCCUGCCCGACCCCACCCCGCCCGCGGGGGCUCCCCUUUGCCAGGCUGGCCUCGGUGACCGCCACUCCGGUGGCACCGACCCGCGACCGCCGCUUGUCCCCGGCCAGAGGCGGCGGCUGGGUGGGCACCGCGCUCCGCCCGAGGGAUGCCCCGGCGGGGGGGUCACCUGGCACGGCCCCCGGCCCUGCCCCGCUCCGUUCCGGUCACGGCCGGGCUGGGGUCGCUGUCCCGCUGCCGGGGUCCCCCCGACCGCCACCGGCCAGGAGGAGCUGCGGUGUCACCGAGCCACCGCCCCGGGAAGGACCCGCGGGGGCCGCGGCCGGCGGGAGGAGGAUGCUCCGUCAGAGCUGCCGCUGCCGAGCCGGGAUGCUGCGGGCGGUCCUUGUCCCGGCGGGCACCUUGGCCCGGCCCGGCCCGGCCCGGCUCGGCACGGGCACUGCGCGGCCACGCCCGAGCGGGCGCGGGGCGCUGCGGAGGGUCCCGACGCGGGCUGCGGGGACUCGGGGGUCCCAUCGCCGCUCCCAGGGCCCCGUCACCCCCGGAGCUGGCCCCCAGGUCACUGCGGCAGGAGGCCGGAGCGGCGGUCACCGACACCGGGCCGCUGCCAGCCGGGGGGGCCGGGCCGGGGGUCCCCGCCGGAGAACCGGGCCGGCCCCGGUGUGGGCCGGGCCCGGCGGGACCCCCGCCGCCCCUCGCCCCCCACGGCCCCGCCGCCCCGGGGUCCCGCUCCGCCGCGCCCCGCGCACCUGCUGCUCCGCUGCCCAUCGCGACAGGGCGCCGACGAGGGAGCCGGGCCCGCUCGAGGAGGAGCAGCCGUGCCCGGCGUCACACCCUCCCGAGGCGAACCCCUCGCGCUGUCGCGACACCAUCGCCUGUCGCGACAGGUGUGUCGCCAUGGGCAUCCCCACGGUCCCCACCGCCGCCGGCACCUGUUCCCAGCAGGAACCUGCUUCCACCGGCACCGGCACCGGCACCGGCACCGGCGCCGGCAGGGCCGCGCCAACGCCGCGCCGCAGCACCCGCUGGGACCCGGCCCCCGAAGAGGGGCCCCCAAGCCCCCAGUAGCACCAGGAGGGAGGGGAGGCGGGGGCCCUCGCCCCUCGCCGCCGUCGGUCCCGGCACCUCGGAGCGCGCGGCUCGCUGCCAUUAGCCAGCACCCCGCAGCGAGCGCGGCCCCGGAGCCCGCGCCUUUCACAGUUAGAGAAGAGACAGCGACGGGCCCGGGCCCCCGGGAGCCUCCCCGCGCCCUAGCACCAGUCCCUGCCCCGCCGGGCACCGGGGCCGCACCGGGGCCCCGGAGCAGUAGCACCAUCCACCGCACCGCCAGCACCUGCCCGCGCCGGGCCCGCCACACCGACCGAGGGCAGGACCCCCCCCCCACCGCCGCCGGGGCACCGGGGGACGCCCUGCCGGACGCCACGUACGCAGAAGAGCACCAGUACGCUGUGGGGUGGCGCCGGCGGGGCAGGGGGGCACCGCCGAGGCGCUUCCGUUCGGGACAGAAAAAGGUUAUUGCAUGA